Molecule: messenger RNA, 6575 nt
Organism: Brienomyrus brachyistius
Lineage: Eukaryota; Metazoa; Chordata; Actinopteri; Osteoglossiformes; Mormyridae
Gene: arhgef10la
Product: Rho guanine nucleotide exchange factor (GEF) 10-like a
Exons: 28
Coding region: 284-4069 (1261 amino acids)
Biological process (GO): SREBP signaling pathway; actin cytoskeleton organization; positive regulation of stress fiber assembly
Cellular component (GO): cytosol
Molecular function (GO): protein binding; guanyl-nucleotide exchange factor activity
Source: RefSeq, a predicted model, not a curated record
UGUUACAGUAGGGUGGAGGAGAGAAAGCGAGCAGUUUGAGGCAGAACGAGUUUCUUUUUCUCGUCUGUGAGCCGAUCCGGGAAGUUUUCUUGCGGGAAACUGAAUGGUGCAGAAACUGCUGCUGUCUCCGGUGUCCCGCGUGGGAGGGGUCCAGGGACCGAGGAAGAGGGAGGGCUACUUCCUGGAGUCCCUCUGUUUCACAUGCAGGAGGUGCACAGAGAGUGGUGGAUUCUGGGAAUAAAGUCGGAGGGGGGCAAAACGACUCAAAGAAUCAGGAGGCUCCAUGUCCUCCAGACAGUCUACCCCACAACAGAAGGAGGAGGAGGGUGGGGAGGAAGAGGAGGAAGAACAAGGAGAGCGAUUCAAAUUUGAUAAUAGCAACGGAGAUGUCUAUUCUGAGGACUGUAUCAAUGCAGUGGCUGAUGAGGAGGCAACUAGGACAAAUGCAGUGGGGAAAAGGGCAUCUUGUUUUGGUGUGGGAGCAGUGGCACCCCCUGAAGAAUCUACUAUUAGAUUACCCUCAAAAAAAACAGAGCAGGACAGAAAUAUUGCACCCCCUGCUGGCAAGGAAAACUGUAACACAGGGGACGGUCCUGGUGCUGAAACGCCGGAUGACGUCCCCCAUGCGCUUCCAGGAGGGGGAUCCAUUGACAAGGGGGCCGCUGGAGACAGGCAGGCGGAGGUGCUGCCCAGCGAUCAGCAGGACACCGCUGGCGAGAACAAUGGGCGUUGCCAAGGUGGGGGCAAGGCGGGCUUUGGCCCAGGGACAGGGAGCAAGGAGGUGAUCUAUGAUGAGGUUCCCAUCGAGGAGGUCCCCGCCAGAGAAGGCGAGCUGAUCUACGAGAACGUGCAGAAGGCCGAGGCGACAGGGCCAGCGGUGGACAAUGGCUGGAGCUCCAGUGAGUUCGAAAGCUAUGAAGAGACGUCUGAGGGUGAGGGCCGAGAGGUGGUCCGCUUCAAGUCUUCCCUGGAUGUGUCGCGGUCAAAGGAGCGAAGUGCCAAGGCCAGGCGUGGGCCAUCCUUGCGGCACUGGGCACGGCCAAGAGGGCACACCAAGGUCCACCAGCUGAUGAGAGCUGCCAGGAGCGGAACGAAGGAUGGUCUGGAGAAAACAAGGAUGGCCGUGAUGCGCAAAGUGCCUUUCCUGCAGAGAAAGGACACCGCCGAUGAGAAGCUGGAGGACGACUCGGUGUUCCUGGAUGUGAUGGUGUCCGAGGCGAAGAGCCCACCCCCACGGCUGGGACCCAUGCCCGAGGGACUGAGCAGCCAGCAGGUUCUUCGUCGCCACAUCCUGGGCUCCAUCGUUCAAAGCGAGAGGAGUUACCUGGAGUCCCUCAGAAGGAUCGUUCAGGAGUACCAGCAGCCCCUCCAGGAGGCUGAGCCCCAGAUCUUGAGCCCCAGAAAGGUGCGGAUCAUCUUCCACCGGGUGCAGGAGAUCCUGCAGUGCCACUCCAUGUUCCAGAUCGCGCUGGUCUCUCGUGUGGCCGAGUGGGACAACAGCGAGAAGAUCGGUGACCUCUUUGUGGCCUCUUUCUCCAAAUCCAUGGUACUGGAUGUCUACAGCGAAUAUGUCAACAACUUUAUCCACGCUAUGACAAUCAUCAAGAAAGCCUGCAUGACCAAGCCUACCUUCCUGGCAUUUCUGAAGAAGCAGCAGAUCAACAGCAUGGACCGCAUCACCCUGUAUGGCCUGAUGGUGAAACCCAUCCAGAGAUUCCCUCAGUUUAUCCUUCUGCUGCAGGACAUGCUGAAAAACACCCCCAAAGAGCAUCCAGACCGGCUGCCGCUGCAGUUGGCCCUCACGGAGCUGGAGACACUGGCAGAGAAGCUCAACGAGCAGAAACGCGUGGCCGAUCAGGUGUCCGAGAUGCAGCAGCUGGCGCGCAGCGUGAGGGACCGCGGUCUCAGCAAGCUGCUGAGCUCAGACCAAAGCCAACUGAUCCUGUGUGAAACGCUCUUCGAGACCGUCUACGGGGAGCGUGGUCAGGUCCUCAAGACCAAAGAGCGCAAGGUGUUCCUCCUCAGCAAUGCGCUUGUCUGUGCCAACAUCAAUGUCAAGGGGCUCUCUGAUAUCAGCAGCCUGGUCCCUAUUGGCACAAAGUACACUGAAAAGUGGAGCGCCCCCUUGCUGCAGGUACAGGUGGCAGAGGUGGGACAGGAGGACGACCAUGGAACGGGGACCCUGUUUCAGCUCAGCAAGACCCGGCAUGUUCCAGGCAAAGUGGUCCUUGGUCCCCCACGUCUCUACCAGGAGCUCCAGGAACUACAGUACGACCUGUCGGUGGUGGAGCAGGUGACGCUAUUGAUCGGCACACUACAGGGGACCUAUCAGAACCUUAACACCACGGUGGCUCAGGACUGGUGCCUGGCUCUACAGAGGCUCAUACGAAUCAAGGAGGACCAGAUACAGGUUGCCAACAAGUGCCGCCUUCGUCUGCUGGUCCCUGGGAGGAAUAACAAGUCAGGACGUCCCGUCAAAUUUAUGGUGGUCUUCAACACUCCCAGUUCCCUCAGCAAGUUGUCCUGGGUGAACCGCCUGCAUCUGGCCAAGAUCGCUCAGCGGGAGGAGAACGUGCCGGGCUGGUCCUGCGAUGAGGACGACAGGAAGAUGAAGGUGCCUUUCUUCCGGCCUCCCCUCGCUGGCCGGGUGCCCAUCUUCUCCGUCAAGGCCAAGGGCAGGAAGCUGGAGGCCGGACUUCACAACCCCGUGCAGUGCGCCUUGCUGGGGCUGUCGGCGGCCAGCACGUCCCUGCCUCAGGGGUACCUGUGGGUCGCCAGCAGUACCGACAGCGGCCAGGGAGGACACAUCGAGAUCUUCUCCUUGAAUAGGACCACGCCUCGCCCGGUCAGGUCAUUCCAGCUGGGGGCGCCGGUGCUUUGCCUGGAAUACGUCCCGGUUCCUGGCCUGGCCGAGGAGACAGAGGGGGAAGACGAGGAAGCUUUCGGGAAAAGCCCAGCGGGUGUGGGAAACACGAUUUGUGCAGGACUUCAGGAUGGGAGGAUCCUCAUAUACGGAAGUGUGGAUACUUCUACCCAGUGCCUCUUGACCUUCAGGACCCCUGAGAGGUGUCCUGUACUGUGCCUGAAACAUCUGGGAAACUUCCUCUUUGCCGGGCUGAGAGACGGGACAGUGAGGGUGUACAGCCGCAACAAUGGAGAACUUUGGGACCCUGCGUCCAGCAGGCGGGUUGAGGUGGGUCCAGAGCCAGUAAAGACCCUUCUGGUGCUGGAGGACUCGAUCUGGGCUAGCAGUGCCAACUGGGUGACCACCAUCAAGACUGCCAGCUUGGAAACGGAAAGGUUCGAGGCCCACCAGGAUCCACAGAUGAGCGUCACCCAAAUGGUCCGGGCGGGGGGUGGUGUCUGGAUGGCCUUCUCUGAGAGUUCCUCCAUCCGCCUCUUCCACACAGAGACUCUGGCACUUCUACAGGAGAUCAACAUCUCCACACCGUCUGCCUUCCUGAGUCCCGGGCAGGCGGGCGAUCGGGUCACGAGCCUGAUGGUGUGUCAGGGGCUGCUGUGGGUGGGCACUUCUCUGGGCAUCAUCAUCACGCUGCCCGUGCCCAGACUGGAGGGCAUUCCCAUCAUAAGAGGGAAGGGUAUGACGUCUCUGAACGCCCACUGCGGCCCGGUGAACUUCCUGGUGGCCGCCUCCAGCUCCCUGCCUUCGGAGCUGCUGAGCCGGGACUCCUUCCGAGACGGCUGGGUGGAUGACCGGGCCGAGCCCGCCGAGGUCAUGCUGCGCUACCGCCUGCGCUCCACCUCAGGCCUGCCAGGGAAGCCACUAACUGGCAGGACCUCGGUUGCCAUUGGUCGAGACCCAUCCCAGGCCCAGUCCCCGGAACAUGAGCCAGAGGACGGCACCAUCUACGGGCUGAGCGACGGCCGCGGGGUCUGGGCACGUAGCCGACUGCCCAGCAGGGACGAGACCCCAAAGGACAGGGUGCUCUCCAUAGCAGUUUUCUCUGGUGGACGGGGCUACCGACGCCUGGGGGAAGAGCCUCCAGAGGGCGCCAGUGAGGCAGCUGAGUGUAUGCUCAUGGUUUGGCAGUUCCCGCUCGCCUUCUGAUUGGAUCCUCUUCUCAACUAUCUGCCAAUCGGUCAGACUCCAUGCCGUCCAGCUCCCUCAAAGGUGAGCAUGAACUCAGCAGAAGGCCGGGAUGCCAAUCUGACCGGACUCCAGCUGCAGACGAGCCAGUUGAAUGCCAAGCUCCCCAUCCAAGCUGUGCCUUAUGGUGAUGCCCAAAAGUCAACUGGUUCCCAGGGCCAACCUCAGGCCCCUUUGCCUGUGAUGGUUAUGAUGGAAAUCAUGUAGACGUGCCCUUUCUGUGUCUUCUGGAAAACUUUGGAAAUGCAUGGAUCAAACGUCAUUACGGUCGAGCAUUGCCUUAGUGUCUUGGGUCUGAUUUUCCACUUUUUCCCCCAUGUAACCACAGAAGGGCCGGUGAUGCCGUAAGUUUUUGGAGCAGGAACUAGAUGUAUGAUUGGUCUAGAAAAGCAGACGUAUGAUAGGUCUAGAAAAACCAGUUAUGCACUUUUCAGACCUCAAACCGUAACCUGACAUCACAAAGAACUGUGACAGAGGGGGAAUGAAAUACAAACGAACGGCACAGUUCCGCUUAUCUCCCUUUGGGGGCAUAUGAAGAACGCCUUGAUCAAAGGUCACCAGCAGAGGUCACUGUCCUACAUCUUGAAUGUGAAUCAGCCCGUAAUCUGAGGCCUCGUUUCUCCUAAUUGCAACCCUUCCACUAAUAAGAUCUCAGAGAAGCAGAGCCUCUGUUUCAGUGAUGGACUGGGUAGCUCGGUGUCUCAUUACACCAAGGUGAGAAUUAAAUGGCUGAGAAUAAUAUGUGCGAUGUUUAAAUAAAGCUGGGCUCUAGAAGUUCUGAGGAACAUCACUUCAUGAGAGCUGCUGGAGGAGGAGAAGGAGAGGUUUGUGCCCAGCUUGAUGUUAGGCCAGAGGCUUCUCCUCCGCAGGCCUCCCCACCCACCACAACGCUCAAGCAAAGAGCAUCACCAUGCAAUUAACCUGUCAGGGCGGCUGUAAUUAUCAGCAGAGCGACUCGAGUCACCCGGAGGGGGCCUUUGUGCUCCCUCACUCCGCAGAGGAUCGAUCCGAAAUCCAGGCUGAAGCGAAACACAGAUUCUCCUCCGCAAGGAGCAGACAGCAGCACACACUGAACAAAAAGGAGCCUUUUGUAAGUCAAAAGGUUAUUGUUAGAGUAUUAAAUGGCUUUCUUUGGAUGCUGUGAAAUGACACGUUUGGUUGCUCUUUGGAAGGUACUGUCUCAUGCCACACUGGCUACAUCCCCAGAAUUGGGUAAUUAAAGCCCAGAACUUAUUGGACUGGGUCAGUCUGAGAGCCCAGGAGCUGCAGCAGCCCCUGAUACUAUAGUUAUGUAUUUUUCCUGUAAAUAAUUUUUGGUGGUUAAUGACUAUUAUAAAUGUCCAUGCGUGGACUUAUGGGAAUGUGGAUGUAAAAUCAUUUUCAUGCCAUUUGUAACAGCAAUUAUUGUGUUAUUUAUCUGUGUAUGUUUGAUAUCUUUACAGUUCUGGAUUGAUGAUUGUUUAUAAAAACAAAUAAUAAUAAUAAUAUUAAACUACUAUUGGCCUGGAGAUCUGUGUUGAAGUAACACGAACGAGAGCGAUUUCUUAAACGGCUGACAUUAAGAUGCAGCAGCUAACCCAAAAUGAAGCGUAUAAAUCGGAAUCUGGCUAAAACUGUCCCAAAAGCGUUUCUCACUGGAAAAUCUGCCAGCCCCCACUGGUUCCAUCUAAUUAAUAGAGUUCAUUAACACCGUCUGCUCCGGACCACUAAACUCCUGUCUGGAAGAGAACUUGCAGUGUUAGUAAUGUUGUCACACACGACACGUGGAGGCUGUCCCCAUGUCGACGUCCUUCCGGAGAUUCUUAGCUUGAUUGCUUUGGCGGCCGAUGGGGUCCAAUAGACACCUCCGGGUGGAAGACGCUUUGCAGUACUUAAGCUAAAUUGCUGCCUGGCCUUGAUCCCAGCGCUGCACCUGUCUGCCCAGUCGGUUAGCAAAUCGAUCUCUUCUGCAGUCAAGGAGCUACAUGUCUGUGACCCGGGAGCCGGCGGAGAAAAGGGGGAAGCGGGGGGGGGGGGGGGGGGGGAGCGGACCGUGUCUGCAGGGGAGAGGCGAAGACAGACGGCGCAACACGAGAAAGAACGCAGUACCAACACAGCCCGGUGGGGGGGGGGGGUUUAAUAAGCUGUGCCAGAAUUAAAGGUGUUUAUCAGCAAUACUCUACUACCCCCCCCCGUGCAGGCUCAGCGUUCCAAUGGCCACGGCUGUUUUUGCUGCCUUUCCCAGCAGGAGGCCUGGAUUUGCAGCCCAGUAAUGGGCCGAGUGAAUUAGUGACAGUAUUAAGGUGUUUAAGUUCCGAACAACGCUGUGCUUCCCGGUGCAGUUCCGUUUGGGGAGAAGCAAUAUUGUGCCUGUUUUUUAUUUUUUUUUACAGACUCUCAUGUUUCAUGUUUAUUGCCCCUUAACACCAACCAGUCUCCUUAGUCUUCACUGUCUAAAAUAAAGUUUGUUGAUAGAUUUUUUUAAGUA